ACUGCGUCUCUUCAAACCUCUGCUGUGUGUUCACAGGUUGGACCCAAACCUGUGCUGACGAUACCGGACGACCCCAGGGUCAUCGGAUUGUUCGACCUGAACCACUUCUCUGUGCGCAUCAUGUCUGUGGACUACCAGGCGUCCGGCCCGGGCCACACCCCUCCUGCAUCCCCUGGCCCCCGCCUCAACUUCAGCGAGGACUCCAAAGUGAUUCUUGGGGAUUCGGCGGACGAUGCAUUUGCCUAUGUGCACCACAUGACCCUGUAUGACCUUGAGGCUCGGGGCAUGGUGCGUCCUUUCUGCGUGGCGUACAUUUGUUCCGACCAGACGAAGCUGAUGGAGAACUUAUCUGAGCUGUCGACAGGCUUCUCUCAUGCCUCCGACAGCCUCAAGACGGGGAACAGACAGGCGUUCUCUAUGGAGCUGCAGAGAAAAUUACAAGAGCUUGAGUACACACGGUUGACCCUGCAUCAGGAGACUGAUCCUCCUCCAAGGAAGGUAAACGCGAAGCAGGGAGAGAAAGCAGAUGAGAUUGAAGCUGUAGAGCAUUCAAUCCUAAAUCAUAGAGAGCUCCUGCGCCAGGUCACUUCCUACCCAAACAGGAAGCUGAAACAUCCUGACUUCCUGCCUUACGACCCAGCCGACUCGCUCACUGAUCCAACAGCGUUACUGCCUCCUGAGCCCGGUCCCUCCCCCUCCCCCUCCUUCUCCUUCUCCUCCUCCUCCUGCAGGUCUGAGCGCCAUCUGAAGCCUCUCCAGGAGCUUUGCAACUCCUACUUCCUGUCUCUGAUGAAGGAGCAGCUCGCUGACACAGAGCGCCGUCUACGUGGCGACAGGAGUGUGCUGCGGACGACUAGCACCAUACAGUCGUUGUCCAGGAGGCUCACGCUCACCAACUUCCUGUUUGAGCUUUGGAGGCCAGAGGAGGGAUCUGAGGAGGAGCGAGAGAGCGCUGAGGCCGAGCUGCAGAGGGCGACGGGGAAUAAGAGCGGCGUCGAGGCCUUUCAAUCCGAACCAAUGAGCAUGGAGUCGUUCUGCUCCUGCGUGGAGGAGAUCCCCAUCAAAAUGGAGGCAGGAGAUGACAGGACAAUGACCCCUGACCCCAGCGUUGCCACGGAGAUGACGGGGAGUAUGAGCAGCAGCGACAGCAUCGAAGUGCUCGGGACGGAGAAGUCUUAUCAGACCCAGCAUGGCUCUGACAGCAGAGAAACCUCAGUCGGGAUGACGGACUCCUCUUACAGGCGAGCCGCAGUAGAUUCAGGCGUCAGGCGCGGCAGAGUGUACGCCAGACGAGCCAACAGUGAGGACAGCAUCGAGGUUCUGAGCACCACCGAGUCCAUCUGUCCUGACGACCUCACCGCCAUCACCGAGGAAGAGUCGGAUCAACAAGCUCUUACUAACGGCUUUGAGAAAGAGGAGGAAAUACUGGCAGAGUUUGAAUCUGACGAUGUCCUCAGGAAGAGGAAGACAUUCAAAGCAAGCACUUCAGUUUCUGAGGAUGAAAACGAGGAGCAGGCUCAGGAAUAUGACGGUCGUGUUAACGGAGAAGAGACCUCAAAGCAAAGAACUGUUAGUGGUGAGGUUAUAAUGAAAGAAGAGAAGGUCGUUGAAUGUUUGAUGAGCAAUCAUGUCCAUGAAGUGAACGGUCCAGAGAAGACGUCCAAACCAAUGCCAGAUGAAGUAACGGUGGAGUCGAAGCCUCGCUUGUCUGGAGUCCAUCGGACGGUGCGGUCGGUACUUGACCUUCAUGUGAACUUCACCCCUGCUCUAGCUCUGGCGGAGGUCGACCGCUGGUCUCCGCCCUGCUCUCCUCUCCGGCUGCUGAGCGUGGACGAGGCGUCCGACUGCACCAGCAUCACCGGCUCCACCGAGCCGCUGUCUCCAACUCAGAACGUCCACAGCAGCUCCCGCUCCCAUCGGAGGAGGAGGAGGAGGAAGGCCGGACUGAGAGCCCUCAGGUUCCUCAAACAGAACUCCUUCUCCCAGCAUGCCUUGUUUUGUCUCCUGAGCGGCCGGCCGCUGGUCGUCAUCGGAGGCGACGAGAGUUUGGUCAGGAAGCUGGUGGACGCUCUGAGUCUCUUCCUGCCGGCUCCAGGUCCUGAUGGGAGCGCUGUGAAGGCGUCUCUGACCGCAGCGCUGCAGCUGACUGACCUGCUCACCUGGAGACUGAUAGGAAUACACAGAUCCUCCUCCAGCUCUCUGGCCAGCAUCCUUCACUCUCUGACUCGCUACAGUCGUUACUUGGCGCUGUUGGACCUGGACCAGAGGACGCUGCAAUGUCCGUCGUACUCCGGCUCUCUGAUUGGUCGACUGGCUGACCCUCACUCUGGCAUCAGCCGAGGAAUCACCUACCUGCUGCACCUGGAGAGCUGCCUGACUGCACUGGCCAACCAGGCGCUGCUGUGCACCUUUAAACCUGCGUUACUACGUCCACACAAAGCUGGAGGGAACGAUGGCGCAGAGGAAAAGGACUUCCUGUUGAUGCGGGGAUUGUGCACCAGUGAGAAUGAUUUGAAAGUGAUGAACUUCCUGUGUGACCUCAUCAAACAGCGCCACGCAGGACGUGGACCACCGGUUUUAAGAUUCUCUUACAAUUCAAUGCACUUGCAUAAGAAUACAUAUACGGCAUAAACAAAUGAAGGACAGAAAUAAAAGACUAGUCAUGAAGAUAGUCUAUAAUAAUACCUACAGCAGAGCACUGAUUCAUCUAAGUUGUGUUGUCUGACACCGAAGAAUCAGGCUUUUAUGUUUUUAUUUGCAGUGAUGAAAGUUUGUGUGUAUGCAUGAUUUUUACUCCAUGAUGGCGUUGGUCAUGUAUCUUUAGGUUACUGGACACAAAUGCACAAGUGCCCCUCUGGCACCGAAGACUUUUACUGAUGCUGGCAGCCUCCACACAUGAAGUAUCAACUUUUAUUGGAGUGCGUUUUUAAACUGAAGGCUUAUUACUGAAUGACAUGUGAACUCUUUUAAAUUAAGAGAAUUGAGCCGCGUUUAAACAAUGUGUGAUUUAAAAAUAUUAGCCACCUAAAAAUCUGUAAUGUUUUGAGUGUAUUUAGAAUAUUUUAACAGCUUCAGCCUGCUGCCAGUCCUUUUCCUAGCAGGAACUAAAGCUGUUAUGUAUGCUGUCUUCAAGAUCACCAGAGUCAAUUGACAAAAAAACUAAAGUUGCUGGUUUAUUCUGCAUCAAUCAGUUCGUUUUUUUGUGUUGCUGUCACUUUGUUGAAUCAGAACUUACCCUUUAAAAUACCAAAGUUACACAAUAACAAAAACGCACCAAGGCAGAAUAGACCAGCAACUCCCAAAAUAACUAUUUUUGUCAAUGGUGGUUUUGAAGAGAACAUAGAUAACAUCUUCAGCUACUUACGGAAAAGGAUGAUGUCAAGGUCCAAUGAUAAUAUCCUUAAUAUAGCCUACCCUCAAAUUGUCUUGAGUAAUGUUUUUAGGUGGCUAAUACAUGUUUUUUACGCUGUCCUUGAGAUCAGAACAUUGCUUUGCUCGAGGGCUUGUGCUCUCUUGAACUGCAGAUCGCCAACUACUGUAGGUUAGAUACUGACUAUGGACAAGUGCCUCAUAAAACCCCACUUCAUUAAAUAUGAAAUGGCCCUUUAAACUCUGAACUGAAGCUAAUGACAAAGCCUUGUUUAACACUGUACUUUUGUGUUAUUUUACUGUUGCAAAUAUGAGCCAAUUUAAGGUGGUGUGCAUUUACUCUGAAGAUAAACAUUGUAUAUUUUCCAUUGGGAUUCAAUAUCAAGCAACAAAGCAAUAAAAACACCAUAAAAAAAAAAG
Molecule: messenger RNA, 3789 nt
Organism: Notothenia coriiceps (black rockcod)
Lineage: Eukaryota; Metazoa; Chordata; Actinopteri; Perciformes; Nototheniidae
Product: smith-Magenis syndrome chromosomal region candidate gene 8 protein homolog
Exons: 5
Cellular component (GO): guanyl-nucleotide exchange factor complex
Molecular function (GO): GTPase activator activity
Source: RefSeq, a predicted model, not a curated record